Molecule: messenger RNA, 1650 nt
Organism: Exophiala mesophila
Lineage: Eukaryota; Fungi; Ascomycota; Eurotiomycetes; Chaetothyriales; Herpotrichiellaceae
Exons: 3
Coding region: 388-1245 (285 amino acids)
Source: RefSeq, a predicted model, not a curated record
UUCAACGACAUGGAGGAGUCAGAGAAAGUUCAAAGCACUGCAUAUGGCGCAAGCCAAGUAUCUCCAGACGUCUGCCGUGAAAAGACCCUUUUCCUUCCCCAUCCUUGGUCAUAUUCCCAACGCAGUUCCAAGUCACCUUUCUAUCGUCAUGUCAACAUCAUCUGGAGUUUUGUAGCUCACUGAACGGAUCAUUACAGCGUGUGCCGCGCACGCAAGUCACCACAAACGAUCGAGUAACGAGUAGCCCGGACUUCUGCAGAGACUGGUCGAGAUAAAUACCCGUACCUACUAAUCGUCUGCGACCAGCAACCAAGUAUUCCCUCACAUCAACAUCCACAGCACAGCACAGCACAGUACAGUACAGCAUCAUCUCCCCCUCCCCACAAAAUGGGCGCCUUCUUUGAAACCCUACCACCAUCUCUAGUUGACUGGCUACUCGCCCAACGAGUCCUCUACGUCGCAUCAGCCCCUCUGUCAGGCGAUGGAUGCGUCAAUGUUUCACCAAAGGGCAUCACUGAUAAAGGAGGACCCUUUUUCGGUGUCCUUCGAGAACCAAAAAAGAACCCCAACGACAAGGAUGUGAUCAAGAAGUUCUGGUAUGUCGAUUUAACAGGUUCUGGUAUCGAAACUACAAGUCAUUUGCAUGAGCCUGGAAACGGCAGGAUUACGGUUAUGUUUAACGCAUUUGAAGGACCACCGAGAAUUUUGAGGAUUUAUGGAAAAGGCACACCACUCGAAUACGGAACCAAGGAAUUCAAUGACCUAGUCAAAUCCGAAAACCUGAAGCUCAUCAACGGUACCCGCAGUAUCGUCAUGGUUGAUAUCCAUCAAGUGGGAACCUCAUGCGGGUUCUCCGUCCCAACUUACGAAUGGACCGGCUACCGAACCACAUUGCACGACUUUUUCGAUAAGAAAGUCGCGUGUGAAGAGGCAGGGAAUCGAAAAGAGGGCAUUGAAGUAUACUGGGCAUUCAAAAACGCAUGGAGUAUGGAUGGUCUGCCUGGCUUGAAGAGGGGAGUUCAAACAGCCAUCACUGAUAGUGUCAAGCCGAUUAAGAAAAUGGUCGGGAAGUACGCUCCCAUCGACGGACCUCGGAUGCCUAGGAAGGUAUACACGGCAAAUCAGUUGAUUUUGGUCAGCAUGUCGAGUUCGCUCCUGUCGGUGUUGAUGGUCCUGGUCGCGCUUAUGGUUUAUGGCACCGAUACAUUGGAGACGACCAAGGUGUGGAUUAAAUCUCGAUCUUGAUUCUGAUUCACAUCAUGCGCAUGCAUCUUGUCACGAGGUAUGCAUUUUAGAAUUUGUUUUUAACAACCACUAUCUGUCUGCCUGUCUACUGAACACUAGGUGGCGUUAGGGCCUGCUGGACAUGUUUGGGCGGAAUAUCUGCGUUGUUGCUCGCAAGUUCGGGGAAUAGUUCACUCAACAACAUCUCAACAUCCGGUUCCAGAGCGCAAGGCCUGCCGCUAGCGGGCGAGUUGAAUUGGUUGUUGAACACAUUGUCGUCCGACCAACUUGAUGGCGUACAAGCGCUUCCCGUUGUCUCUGUAGAUUGAGGAGACAGUUGUCUAAGUGGUUCAGAUGAGGCGUGGUUGUUAGUGUCAAAUGUAAAGCUCGCUCCGAGAUCUAUGUCGUUGCUGAACUCUAGCUCGG